Molecule: messenger RNA, 1338 nt
Organism: Nelumbo nucifera (sacred lotus)
Lineage: Eukaryota; Viridiplantae; Streptophyta; Magnoliopsida; Proteales; Nelumbonaceae
Product: GATA transcription factor-like protein
Source: RefSeq, a predicted model, not a curated record
UCAAUAGUGUUGGAUGCUGGGAUCAUUCGAGAGGAAUCGAGGAAUAACCAGAGUCGGUCCUUUAAGCUUUGCUCUUGCCACGUAGGCUUUUGUUUUUGUCUCUCUUUUAACCUUGCCUUUCUGUUUGCCAAAACGUGUAGUCCGACGAUCCUCCCAACUUCUCCAGCCAUCUAGAGGAGACACCUAGCCACAAAAGCCAGAUGAGCCAGUUAUGCAGCGGCACGCAAGCCAAUUUAGGGACUAUUUAGGAUCUUAGGUCGACCACAUCACACUAUCUGAGUAUCCGAACGCGUGUCAAUUUCCCUCUUUUUUCUGGAAGGAGCUAGUUCGUCAUCGUCAGUCAGUGUUCCUUCACCCCUUUGCCCUUUCUCUGCACUGCAAGUGAUAUUCAAUUUAUUCAUUCUUGCACGCACCCCGUUUCCAGCAACAACGAGGAGAAGAAAAAAUGCAAUCGAGAUUGUUAGCUGCAACAAACAGGGCACUGUGCGCCGUUUCUUCCUCAUUCUCAGCAGGGUGGAUCCGUGCCGCAAGCUCAACGGCUCGGACUGCCGAUCCUGCCAUUCACGCAGAAAAUCCUGAAGGAAUGGAUGCAAAAGAAGCCGUAAAAGCUGGUAUCGUUCAAGAUGAACAACAAGAACGAGAGAAGCACGAGAAGGGAAAGGAAGGAAGCAACCCAUUUUCCUCUGCCACACCACCGUAUGCGUCGUCUACGAAGUUGGAGAGUAGGGAGUUGAACCAGUCCAUGGACUCUUCGACACAACAGAAGCGGCGCCACUGCCACAAGGCCAACGGGGUUGCAGUAGCCACAGCCAUCGAAGUCGAAAACAUCAGCUGCGCGGGUUUGGACGGCUCCCCUUUGCCGAUGACGAUGGAUGAAGUUGAGCGGAGAGAAACACAGCAAGAUGACAAAGCGUAUUUCAAGGAUCGCAAACCAUCCCCUUUGUCGGAGGUUGAGUACGCUGAUACUAGGAAGCCUAUCACACGGGCCACAGACAGCAGCGUUAGCGCCAGAGAAUAUGGUGGCGGUGGAGAUGUAAUUGGGUGGAAGCCGGAGCAACUGGAUACAGCCGAAGAGACUCUGAGGAGAGCCGCUGAAAUUUGGAGAGAAUCGGCCAUGAGAGGGGAUCCAGACUCCCCGCAGUCGAGGGUUUUAAGAGCAUUACGUGGUGAGUUGAGUUGAGUUUGUGAGUCGGUCCUUUUAGGUAUAUUGACUCGAGAGGUUGUAAAUAGAUAGGCUGAGUUUAGCUCACUUUGUUUUGUACUUUGUAAUGCAAAUUUCAUUUGUAUUGAUAUAAGUGUAAAUUAGAUAGGCUGAGUUUAAAUUUAGGAUUACUUUCA